AUGCAUGUACAGUGCCAACCACAACCACAACUGAGCCGACUACAACCACCACAACUGUGCCCACAACAACCACAACUGUGCCGACCAAAACCACAACUGUGCCCACAACAACCAAAACUGUGCCGACCAAAACCACAACUGUGCCGACCACAAUCACAACUGAGCCAGCUACAACCACAACUGUGCCAACAACCACAACAGUGCAAACCACAACCACAACUGAGCCGACUACAACCACCACAACUGAGCCCCCAACAACCACAACAGUGCCAACCCCAACCACAACUGAGCCGACCAAAACCACAACUUAGCCCACAACAACCAAAACUGGGCCGACCAAAACCACAACUUAGCCCACAACAACCAAAACUGUGCCGCCCAAAACCACAACUGCACCCACAACAACCACAACUGCGUCGACCAAAACCACAACUGUUCCCACAACAACCACAACUGGGCCGACUACAACCACCACAACAGAGCCCCCAACAACCACAACUGGGCCGACCACAAUCACAACUCAGCCAGCUACAACCACAACUGUGCCGAACAAAACCACAACUGUGCCCCCAACAACCACAACUGCGCCCACUACAAUCACUACUGCCGCCCACAACCACAACUGUGCCAACACCCACAACAGUGCCAACCACACCCACAACUGAGCCGACUACAUCCACCACAACUGAGCCCACCACAACCACAACAGUGCCAACAACCAAAACUGUGCCGCCCAAAACCACAACUGCACCCACAACAACCACAACUGCGUCGACCAAAACCACAACUGUGUCAACAACAACCACAACUUUGCCGACCAAAACCACAACGGUGCCCACAACAACCACAGCUGUGCCGCCCACAACCACAACUGCGCCGACCACAACCACAACUAUGCCCACUACAAUCACUACUGCCGACCUCAACCACAACUGA
Molecule: messenger RNA, 936 nt
Organism: Mizuhopecten yessoensis (Yesso scallop)
Lineage: Eukaryota; Metazoa; Mollusca; Bivalvia; Pectinida; Pectinidae
Product: mucin-2-like
Exons: 2
Coding region: 1-936 (311 amino acids)
Source: RefSeq, a predicted model, not a curated record